Mya arenaria is the source of this 1968-nucleotide messenger RNA. RefSeq lists its product as uncharacterized. The transcript is spliced from 13 exons. Bases 1 to 1968 code for a protein of 655 amino acids. The record is from RefSeq and is a predicted model, not a curated record. NCBI's taxonomy places the organism in Eukaryota, Metazoa, Mollusca, Bivalvia, Myida, Myidae.
AUGUCUUUGACCAGCUUCCAAGCCAAAAGCAAGAUAGAGCGAAUGUGCAUACAUCCAACCGGAGAAGAUUCCAAAAAUCUAUCCCAAGUGCACCCACGCCGUAUUUGCGAAGAGCUUGAGAUGUCUGAUCAUUUGUUGGAUAUCUUACAAAAGGGAAAACUUGUUCCACCUGACAUAACCAGUAAACUUCAAGUGAAAGUGAACAGAAGAGAUAAAAUACAUGAGUUGCUUCGCCAUUAUGACAUACGCAAGGAUAAUGGAUUUGGCACACUUUCUUCGUACAUUAAAACAGUACGCGAGUCGAGGGGAAAGAAGGCAUAUCCACUUAAAUUAUUUGAAGGAAACUUUGUCGCAAAAUUUGAUGGAAGCAGCUUCAGACUAGUUCACACAGGACUUAGUGUUACCUGGUCUUCGUCUUCUGUUGCUGGCAAAUCAGAAAAACAUAACACAUCGUCCGAUUCCCCGAAUAGUCCAUGCACCCAACUGUUUGACAGCACGCAGACAACUAAUAUGGAUGACCCGUCGAUGACAAAAGUCACUGAGCAAGAUAAGGCACAAAAGGUCAAGGUCAAGGACUUGCUGGAAAAGUUGAAAGCCAAGAAACAGCUGAAAGAGGAGAGACGGGACGAUGACUACACGAGUUUGAAUCCCAACCCUGGGCCCAGUACUGAGACGAAUAUAUACAACAGGCACGUGACCAAGGCUCAGAGGGAUCUGGCUAACGUGGAGAAACAUGUAAACAGAUGCAGAACGAUGAUCUCCGACGUGAAGGGACUGUUUGAUGGGCACCCAGCCCUGUCCCUUCCAAGGGAGCAGGCAUGGAGGCAAGAGCUAGCUGACGUUGAGAAGGGACUGACGUUCCCGAGGACGGUGAUAGCUGUGGUAGGGAACACAGGAGAGGGAAAGUCCAGCCUGAUGAACGCAGUGCUCGACCAUGGCAAUGUCCUGCCUACUUCCGGCCUGCGGGCGUGUACAGCUGUCGUGGUAGAGGUUGAUCAGAAUACAACUAGCAACAGUUUCGAGGCAGAUAUCGAGUUACUACAGAGCAAGGAAUGGUUUGACGAGCUACAGAUACUGCUGAAAGAGUUACAGGACGACACAAACAAGAAGAAUGAUGCGUCCGCCUCCUACUGCAAGGUGAAGGCCGUGUAUGGUCGGAUUGGCUCAUUCGAGAUCCUGUCUGAAAUAACCGACGUUACCAACAUGCUUGGCAGCAUUAUUCACAUCCAGGAAAAUGACCCCGAGGAAUUCCGCCUCCAAAUAGAAAAGUACAUUGCGAAUCUGGACUCACGUACCGGAGGUCAAUACUGGCCGAUAGUGAAGCACGUAAGACUACGAAUGCCCCAUUGUGAUGUGUGCAGUAGUGGGACCACACUGGUCGAUCUGCCGGGGGUGAGGGACUCGAAUGCUGCCAGGGAUAAGAUUGCCAAGAAUUACCUGAAGAACUGCACGGCAGUAUGGGUUGUGUCUAGUAUCCACCGAGCCAUCGAUGACAAGACGGCCAAAGACUUGCUUGGGGAAAAUUUCCGGCGCCAGUUGCUCAUGGAUGGACAGUACGGCAGUAUCGCCUUCAUAUGCACCAAGACUGAUGUCAUCACGCCCUCAGAAAUCAUCAGGUCACUUAAUCUAAAUGAGAAAACAAAAGAAUAUGAGGAAAACGUGAAAAACAUGGAAAAUAUGAAGACCGCUGUUGUCAAAGAGAUCGCUAACGUCAACAACGUGUUGAAUGAGGAGCUGGAGAUUAUUCAGGAGUAUAAGGAAGAGUUGAAGACCAAGGAUGCCCUGAUCAGGGAAAACGAGGACCGGGACACGAACUGCUUCAGCAGCAAAAGGAGGCCUAAAACGUCCCUGGAGAAAACAAUUUCCCAAGAGAGGAAUAAGAUAGUCGCCAUCUGCGCCCUGGCUAGGAACGACUACUCUAGCUCACAUAUCAAACGAGACUUCAAGGAUGGUUUAAGAGUAGGUUAA